AUGAUGGCGCCAGCGGCUGCUUCUCAAGGCUCCCCUUCUGGGAAAAGCCGGCUCCAGGCAGCAAAAGCUUCGUCGACCGGGGGCAAGAGCAGCCGGGCGGCAUCCGCUGCCGUCGGCUCACGUACAGCGAAAAAAGCCACCACGGUGUCUCAGUCAAAAGAACGGCCUACGACGAGCACGGCAAAACCUGCUGAAUCAGACAUAGGACGCGAAAACCGUAAAUCGGCAAAACGUCCGCCAGAGAUGAUGAGCGGCGGCAGCAGCCAGCGCUCCUCCGUAAAGAAAGUAAAGCGAAGCUCUUCGUCACGCCAGUCUACGGAGGAACCCGACACUGAGAAAAAGGCACGGGCGCCGGGAAAAAGUCGGUCAGCUUCUGUUAAAGAUGGCCGGACGGAGCAAGCGGGAAAGCCUAAGUCAUCGGCUAGUUCGGGUCGAGGCGUCAUAUAUCUGGGGCACCUGCCGCACGGCUUCUUCGAACCUCAACUUAAGAAAUUUUUUUCGCAGUUCGGUAAGGUUACCCGUGUGGAAUUGCGCAGAAGCAAACGGACCGGCAAUAGCAAAGGAUUCGCCUUCAUCGAAUUCGAGCUGCCUGAAGUUGCGACCAUUGUCGCGGAGGCGAUGAACAACUACAUGAUGUUCGGGCGCACGUUAGUCUGCCACGUUGUGCCUCCGCAUGACCUCUCUGAGAAGGUCUUCUCCGGUGGCAACAAAAAGUUCAAACGCGCGCCGUCCCGGUUAAUCGCCGCUGGCAAGCACAACAAGGCCGAUGGGGAGAUGUCCUCUGCCAGACAAGUCAACCGAAAAAUUGUGUCGGAUUUGAAGAAGCAGCGUCGUUUGAAAGAGCUUGGGAUCGAUUUCAGUUUCGACACUGUCCUUGACGGCGUGAAAGCGAGUGAAGACGCUGGGGAGGGCGCGAAACAUCGACGAAGUGUCAAUGCGUGGGUGCGAGCCCAAGUCCUCGCGAAGAAGCAAACCAAGAAGGCCAAGGCUGCAGAGCGACGUCAAGCUGCGCGGUUGAAGAACCGUAAGCAAGCAGUGGAAGCUGCAUCCUCUAAGGAAUCUGUCUCGUCGAAGGAAGCGACGGCGGCACAGUCGACUAAGAAGGGGAAGAAAUACUAG
Messenger RNA from Besnoitia besnoiti, 1119 nucleotides. Its product is annotated as RNA recognition motif-containing protein. Gene Ontology annotation, cellular component: nucleolus. The transcript has a single exon. Gene Ontology annotation, molecular function: RNA binding. The record is from RefSeq and is a predicted model, not a curated record. NCBI's taxonomy places the organism in Eukaryota, Apicomplexa, Conoidasida, Eucoccidiorida, Sarcocystidae. Gene Ontology annotation, biological process: maturation of LSU-rRNA from tricistronic rRNA transcript (SSU-rRNA, 5.8S rRNA, LSU-rRNA). Bases 1 to 1119 code for a protein of 372 amino acids.